GGAACUCAUCACAACUCAAACACUCUACUUGUAUCUCACAAUGGCAGGCACAAAGCUAAUAUCACUUGGGCUCCUUGUUCUCAUAGGCAUAGGACUAGCCAAUGCUGUGAGGGUGGCCAGAUACUCUAGUGCUGAUGGGACUGGCACAGGAGAGGGACAGGGUGGUGGAUAUGUUAAUGGUGGGGGAUCAGGAUCUGGGUCUGGCACCGGAUCUGGUGAUAGUAGUCCUUAUGGUGCCCAUGCAAGUGCUGGAGGGGGUGGUGCGGGUGGUGGAGCUAGCCAAAAUGGUGGGUCUGGAUAUGGUUCAGGAUCAGGGUCAGGGUCGGGGUCAAGUACAUACAGUCAGGGAGGGUAUUAUUCAGGUUAUGGAGAAUCUUCUAAUGCUGGUGGUACUGGUGGGGGUGGGGGUGGUGGACAAGCUGGAGGUUAUUGGAAUUCCAACGCUCAAGGAUCCGGUAGUGGCACUGGUUCUGGUUCUAGCUAUGCUAACAGGUAUUGGGAUGGAUCAAGUGAAGGAGGUGCAAAUGCUAAUGGCAAUGGCGGUGGCAUGGGGAAUAGUCAAAAUGGUGGGGGCGGCGGUGGUUCAGGUGAUGGGUCUGGAUAUGGCAAUGCCUACCCAUGAACUUGAUAUCAGUUAAUCUAAUGUUGGGCCCACCAUCUUUCCUUGUUUGAAGUUGUAGGAUUAUUAUUUUCCUUGCCUCUUUGUUGUGCUUUUGGUAGAACCGAAUUAAUAAAGGGUCCAACUAUCUUGUAAGGUCCAACUUAUAAGAUGAUGUUGUAACAGUGUUUGUUAAUGAAAACUAUAUAUCAAAAAAAUUCUUAUGUUUAUUC
Messenger RNA from Zea mays, 831 nucleotides. Its product is annotated as putative glycine-rich cell wall structural protein 1. Lineage: Eukaryota; Viridiplantae; Streptophyta; Magnoliopsida; Poales; Poaceae. The transcript has a single exon. Bases 41 to 622 code for a protein of 193 amino acids. The record is from RefSeq and is a predicted model, not a curated record.